Messenger RNA from Eimeria necatrix, 930 nucleotides. Its product is annotated as replication factor C small subunit, putative. The transcript has 11 exons. Gene Ontology annotation, biological process: DNA repair; DNA-templated DNA replication. The record is from RefSeq and is a predicted model, not a curated record. NCBI's taxonomy places the organism in Eukaryota, Apicomplexa, Conoidasida, Eucoccidiorida, Eimeriidae. Gene Ontology annotation, molecular function: DNA clamp loader activity; ATP binding; ATP hydrolysis activity. The coding region runs from base 1 to 930 and encodes 309 amino acids. Gene Ontology annotation, cellular component: DNA replication factor C complex; nucleus.
AUGUCUAAGACAGUCAUCGACUCGAGACCAUGGGUGGAAAAGUACCGCCCACGGAAGAUUGCGGAGGUCUCUCAGCAGACCGAAGCAAAGCGUCUUCUUUCGAGGAUAAUUGAAACUGGCAACAUGCCGCAUUUGCUCUUCUUCGGUCCUCCUGGUUCCGGAAAGACGUCCGCGGCACUUGCGCUUGUGAAAGAGCUCUUCGGACGAGAAGACUCCAAGACUCGACUGUUGGAGCUGAAUGCGUCGGAUGAAAGAGGUAUUCGGGUGGUGCGUGAAAAGAUAAAGAAAUAUACGCGGACCAACACGCCCAAAGGAAAAAUCAACCCGGAAACAGGAAGGGAAAUGCCCCCGUGGAAGAUUGUCAUGCUGGAUGAGGCCGAUAUGAUGACGCCCGAUGCUCAAGCUGCCUUGAGAAGAAUCAUGGAAGCCUUCGCAAGAAAUACGAGGUUCAUAAUCAUAUGCAAUUAUGUACACAAGAUUAUAGAUCCUCUCUUCAGCAGAUGCUCACCCCAUCGAUUUGAGCCUGUGUCACCGGAUGCUCAAAUGGAAAGACUCCACAUGAUUUGCAAGGCAGAGAAUUUGACAGUCGAAGAUCGAGCGCUGGAGCGUCUGAUGAAUCUUACAUGUGGGGAUUUGCGCCGCGCAGUGAACCUCCUACAGUCUGCUGCGGGGAUACACCGGACGAUCACAGAAGACGCAAUUCUCGAGGUUGCAGUCCACCCUCCUACGUAUGUCGUUCAGAGCGUUCUCACGGCCUGUGCAACUUCUCCAGAAGCGGUGAACGAGGUGACAGAAGAAGUGGCGAAUCAGGGCUGGGACGUAGCUCUGCUACUGCAGGAGGCAAGUGCUGCACGCAGUGUGUGCGUACAAAAUCAGGGAGAAGCCGUUGAGCAUACAGCAGGAGCAACCACGAAUUCAUUGGAUUCCUAG